UUGUAUUGUAUUGUGGUUUUGUAUGCUAUGUUGUUAUACGUAUCCCCACGUAUAUUAAUAUUACGGUAUUCAUAUAUAAAGAUUAUAUCUUCGUCUUGCACCAAACCGAGCAAAAGCUUUUUCGUCUCUUUCUAUCUCUAAGAACGUAUGUUUGCUCUGUUUCUCUAUCAAAGAGCGCGUUGUUAAAAAUACAAUUUUUUUUUGUUGACGCCAUUGAAAUUGAACAAAGACGCAUAAUCUGUUUUUCUACUCUGGGUUCCUGUUUUUUUUUUGUCCUUGGAAAAAAGUUUCUUUCUGAGGAAGGGGCAGGAUUCAUCAUGCCCUUUGGUCCAAUCGCGUGCCUCUUCAGAUCUUAGCGUUUUCUCGGCGAGAUUUGGCAUCUGGGUUUUGUCCGAUUGGAUCUGUUGUUUCUGGAUUGAAUCGAGGAGGUUUUUCCAUCGUUGCCAGAUACGAAAUCUGCGUUUCUGAUUUAUUUUACGCAUCGCAAAGUCAUAAGAAGUUGAAUUUUGGGGUGAAGGGAGCAAGAUGCAAUCUGACAAUGGCAAGCUUUUCAUCGGCGGGAUAUCGUGGGACACCAAUGAGGAACGUCUCAAGGAGUAUUUCAGCAGCUUCGGGGAAGUGAUCGAGGCAGUGAUCAUGAAGGAUCGUACCACUGGACGUGCCCGUGGUUUCGGGUUCAUAGUGUUUGCAGAUCCAGCCGUUGCAGAGAGAGUUAUAAAGGAGAAGCACAAUAUUGAUGGGAGAAUGGUUGAGGCAAAAAGAGCUGUUCCUAGAGAUGAUCAGAACAUUAUAAGUAGAAGCAACCAGAGUAGCAGCAUACAAGGUUCACCAGGUCCAGGCCGGACAAGAAAGAUUUUUGUCGGAGGGUUACCAUCUUCGGUUACAGAAAGUGAUUUCAAAAAGUAUUUCCAACAGUUUGGGACAACUACAGAUGUUGUUGUUAUGUAUGACCACAACACACAAAGGCCUAGAGGUUUCGGAUUUAUAACUUACGAUUCUGAGGAGGCCGUGGAGAAAGUUUUGCUGAAGACAUUUCACGAACUUAACGGUAAAAUGGUUGAGGUUAAACGAGCUGUUCCAAAGGAGUUGUCACCGGGUCCAAGUCGCAGUCCAAUGGGAGGGUACAACUAUGGUGUUAAUCGGGUCAAUAACCUCCUUAUUAAUGGAUAUAAUCCUGCUGCAAUUGGAGGCUAUGGACUUAGGAUGGACAGUCGCUUCAAUCCAGCAGCUGGUGGAAGGAGUGGUUUCGCUCCUUUCGGUUCUGACUAUGGUGUGUCUCUGAACUUUGAGCAGGGAAUUCCCCCCACUGGCUUUACCGGCUCUGCAAAUUUCAGUGGAAAUGCCAACUAUGGUCGAGGAAUGAGUCCAUACUAUAUUGGUAACACGAACAGGCUUGGUUCUGCAGUUGGGUAUGACGGAGGCAAUGGAGGGAACUCGUCCUUCUUCAGCUCAGUCACUCGGAACCUGUGGGCAAAUGGGGGCCUUAACCAUAGCAAUUCUGCCAACACUAGUUCCAAUCCAUAUGUCGGAUCAAGCAGUGGGAACACACUAAAUGGUCCAUUAGGAAGUUCUGGAGUCAAUUGGGGUCAAGGUGGUGGAAAUAAUGUAAGUAAUGAAAAUGUGAGAUUUGGAUAUGGAAGCAAUGGUGAAUCUAGCUUUGGGUUGGGAGGAGCAGGAGGAGGGUAUGGAAGAAAUAUCGGAAUUAGUAAAGCACCGGCUUCAUCAUCAUUCUCUUCAGCCUCGGCUACCAACAGUGGUUAUGAUGCAGAUUUUUAUGGUGGUGAUCCCACUUGGAGAUCUUCGACUUCUGAGAAUGAUUCAAGCUCCUUUGGUUAUGGGAUCGGAGGUGAUCCUUCAGACGCGUCGGCUAAAACUCCGUCCCUCCCGGGCUACAUCGGUGAUUAUAGUGUUAACAAGAGGCAAUCAAACAGAGGAAUUGCGACUUAGUACAUUCGUUUUGGUUCUACCACGAUAUAGUUGGUGAAACGAGGCAAAUCUUUUAUAUCCUCUCCUCUCCAUAUAUAUACGCACCCACAGGACAGAAACUUCUUCACCAUCUUAGAGCUAACCAGAGUAUCUUUCUGUUUCUGGGCAAAAGAUUAAAACUUUAGGCAUUAGAAAUCCUGGGAAAUUUUGUGUCAGCGUUUGGUUUUAUGAAUUCAUUUUACCUCUAGGUUUCUUCCUCUGUUUUUUUUUUUAGAUCUUUUCAUGAGGGAUAUGUAAAAUCGGAUUGCCGGAUAGAGUCAGAAGAACUGUAUCAUGCAUCUCCGGCGAGGCAGGGAAUACAUAUAGAUAUGGGAAGAAAAAGAGCUGAAAAGUCAUUCUUCCUUCUUCGCUGUUCAUUUCCUUUCUCCUUCACCUGGAUCUUCUUCAAGCUCCUGCGAUGGUUCUUGCCAAAGUUCUGGGUUUCUUGUCUGUCAAGCCUUUUCGGCUUCAUCAUCUUCUUGGGGAUUAUUUCAGGUUUGUGUUUCAGGGAGAUUGUAUCAGAGGAUGUUUUGUUUUCUGGGUUGUUUCUUUUAUUUUGGCAGUGUGGGUAAAAGAGACAAUCGCCCAUUUAGGGUUUCCUCGUGAGAAUAAUGAGUUUUUAUAACUUUCUUUUGCGGAUUCUUUUUUCUUCUGUAUGUUUUGUUGACGUACUCUCAUGUUAUAGAAACAAUUUUAUUGUCACUGUCA
Tarenaya hassleriana is the source of this 2673-nucleotide messenger RNA. Its product is annotated as heterogeneous nuclear ribonucleoprotein 1. The record is from RefSeq and is a predicted model, not a curated record. Gene Ontology annotation, molecular function: RNA binding. The transcript has 5 exons. NCBI's taxonomy places the organism in Eukaryota, Viridiplantae, Streptophyta, Magnoliopsida, Brassicales, Cleomaceae. The coding region runs from base 526 to 1947 and encodes 473 amino acids.